This is a messenger RNA of Cuscuta epithymum, 1731 nucleotides long. The record is from the annotation of a GenBank genome assembly. Lineage: Eukaryota; Viridiplantae; Streptophyta; Magnoliopsida; Solanales; Convolvulaceae.
GACAUGAUACACAUUAUUGUACACCUAGUAUAAAUGACACAGCACUUGACCCCAUUAUUCCCAAAAAGAAAGGAAAAAACACAUAAAAAUAGAAGCAGCAGCUUCCAGCUUCCAUUAUUAUAUACUGUACGAUGAUGGAGUGUACAAAGCUUUUAGCGAUGCUUCGAUUCUUCAUGUUCUCUUAUUUAGUACUAACCCCAUCCUACCUCUGUGUUUUUUCUUCCAGAAUUCAUAAAUCUCCGGUGUUAAUGAAACUGGAAGCUAAGGAUGUUUCCCACGUUUCAUCAAAGUUGAAUACCAAUAAGCCACCGGAAAAGCUCUGGUUCAACCAUAAUGUCACUUUGACGGCCACCCUUUCCGUCGGCUCGCCGCCGCAGACGGUUACCAUGGUCCUCGACACAGGGAGUGAGCUCUCCUGGCUUCACUGUAAAAGCUCCCCAAACGCGGCCUCCCCUUUCUCUCCCUCGCUCUCCAGCUCUUAUUCUCCCGUCCCCUGUUCUUCCCAGACUUGCACGGCCCAGACCCGGGAUUUCACCAUACCCGCUUCCUGCGACCCGAAUAACCUCUGCCACGCCAUCCUCUCCUACGCUGAUUCUUCCUCCGCCGAAGGUAACCUCGCGACGGAGAAUUUCCGGGUCGGCGAUUCGGAUCUCUCCGGCGUGGUGUUCGCGUGCAUGGACUCUGAGACCAGCUCCAACCCGGAUGAAGAUGCCAAGACUACCGGGUUGUUGGGUCUGAACCUGGGCGCCCUUUCUUUCGUUUCUCAAAUGGGUGCUUCGAAGUUCUCGUAUUGCAUUCCGGGUCCGGAUUCCGCCGGCGCUCUUCUAUUCGGGGAGACCCAGUACCCGUGGCUGAAGCCUCUGAGUUACACUCCUUUGGUUCGGGUGUCGACCCGAUUGCCGUCUUUCGACCGGGUUGCAUAUACGGUCCAGCUGGCAGGAAUCAGGGUUGCGAAUACGGUUUUGGACAUACCCGAAUCUGUUUUGAAACCGGACCAUACGGGUGCGGGUCAAACCAUGGUGGAUUCGGGCACCCAGUUCACUUUCCUGCUCGGCCCGGCCUAUACUGCUCUCAAAGACGAGUUCACAAAGCAAACCCAAGGGGUGCUCACGCCGUUGAACGACCCGAAUUUCGUAUUCCAAGGGGCAAUGGACUCGUGCUUUCUUAUCGGGUCAAACGGGCCGAGCUUUGACGUUUUGCCAUAUGUGACCCUGAUGUUUGAUGGGGCGGAGAUGAGUGUGAGUGGGGCGAAAUUAUUGUACCAAGUUCCGGGUAUGACCCGGGGAAGUGACGAAGUGUUUUGUUUGACAUUUGGGAAUUCGGACUUGUUAGGGACAGAGGCUUAUGUGAUUGGGCACCACCAUCAACAAAAUAUAUGGAUGGAGUUUGAUCUUGCCAAUUCUAGGAUGGGAUUAGCUGAAAUCGAUUGUGAAUCUGUAGCUCAAAGAUUGGAAUUACUGAAUUAGGCUUGUAAUUUUUUCGACUAGUUUGGGUUCAUUACAUAGAAAAAGAUGAAACUAUUAAUUUAAGGCAUGCCUACAUACUUAAGAAUAUAUGUUAGUGUGAUGAAGUAAAUGAAAUUAAGUCAUCUAGUGUCCCUAGACAUGUGUGUAAUUACUUGUUAUACAUUCCUGGUCAAAAUCAUUAAUAAAACAUAAGUUAUACAUUUGUGGUCAAAAUAUUUAAUAUAAGUUGAUGUAUACAAAGAAACUAAGUGCCCGUUUGGUAAUA